CCCCUGCUCUGACAGUGAGGCUAAAUGUCUGCAGGACAUGCUCAACCUUUGUCUAUCAAUGUUCCUCUACUAACCACCAGCAGGGUUGGCAUAUAGAGACCAACGCUCCGCUCCACACAGACAGGACACAGGUCUCUAUGCCUAGACUAGACAGAAAGCGACGUUGUAGGUCAUUGGAAGUCAGUAAAGUUAGUGACUCCUAGAGAGUUGCAUGUGGAACUGUUGUUUAAGUGCGGAAGCAUCUUUAGGUUUAGAGAGGCACUUUAUGCUUUUAAGUUUGCUGUCUUGUUUUUUGUUUAUACUACCUUGAAGGCAUCACUGAGAUAGUCAUUAUUGAUACAGUAAACAGAGCUUGGUGACUCAGAAGGAGAAUACACAUUUUCUCCUGUUUUCGCUCCUCUUUUCAUCCCUCCAUUGCUUUGGGGUAGCCUCUUGACUUUUUGGCCACAAUGUGGGAGUUCCGGUCCAUGUCGUUCUGGCGGGCAGUGUUUGCCGAGUUCUAUGGCACCAUGUUCUUUGUGUUCUUUGGUCUGGGGGCGGCUUUGCGCUGGACCACCGGGCCCCACAACGUUCUCCAUGUGGCCUUUUGCUUCGGCCUGGCCGCUGCCACCCUCAUCCAGUCCAUCGGUCACAUCAGCGGGGGACACAUCAACCCGGCCGUCACCUUCGCCUACCUGAUUGGCUCCCAGAUGUCCCUGUUCCGCGCCUUUUUCUACAUUGUGGCCCAGUGUCUGGGGGCGCUGGCCGGGGCCGCCGUGCUCUAUGGGGUCACCCCCAACAACAUGAGGGGAAACCUGGCACUCAACACGCUGCAGCCAGGUAUCAGCCUGGGCAUGGCCACCACCAUGGAGGUGUUCCUCACCCUGCAGCUGGUUGUCUGCAUCUUCGCUGUGACAGAUGAGAGGCGUAAUGGACGCCUGGGCUCUGCCGCCCUAGCCAUCGGCUUCUCUGUCCUCAUAGGACACCUGCUGGGGAUGUACUACACUGGUACUGGAAUGAACCCUGCCAGGUCCUUCGCCCCCGCUGUCCUGGUCAGAAACUUUGUCAACCACUGGGUGUACUGGGUGGGUCCGAUGAUUGGUGGUGCUAUGGGAGCUAUUAUCUAUGAUUUCAUGCUGUUUCCCCGCAUGCGUGGUCUCUCUGAGAGGAUGGCCAUACUGAAGGGCACCAGGCCCCCAGAGGCUGAGAGCCAGCAGGACACCCGAGGAGAGGCCAUCGAGCUCAAGACUCAGGCCCUAUAAGCCUGGUGGAAGAAGGUUGGCUUUUUGAACCCCCUAUCCCCCUAUUCUGUACCCAAACCCCCUCCGAACCCUCAACCCCACCCAACACACACACAUACCUCUUCCCUCCCUUCCCAUUUAACCCACCCACACACAUAGUACAUAUGGACCAUAGACACAAACCCUCCUCACCCUCACAACAAUUCCACCUUCCUCACCAUCCUCAUUCUCACUCUGCUGAUCCAGAAACAGCCCUAACCACCCUCCAACACUCCACCACUGACCCUCACCCAUACCUCCCCCCUUGGACUGCAGGAUAAAGACGUAGGGUAAGAAGAGGACUUAGUUGCCACUGAAGAAAGCACCCUGCUGUGGCCUGUGGUGUAGGGAAUGGCUCACUCCUGGCUGACCAGGUGGCUAUUACUGCUCAGGACAGGGGCAUCUCUCUCUCUCGCUCUCUCUCUCGCUCAUUUGUAGUCUGCUAGGAGUGAAGCUACAGUAGAGCAGUGGACUUCUGCAUGCUUUUUCAAUUUUUUCAUCCAGUUUGAAUCUCUCCCUUGUGUUUUUUUUGUUUUUGUUUCAUGAAACUUCGGGAACCUGACAUGUAUGUUAUAUUAUACCUUUAAAGAAUUUAUGAGGAUUUUA
Oncorhynchus tshawytscha (Chinook salmon) is the source of this 1865-nucleotide messenger RNA. RefSeq names its product major intrinsic protein of lens fiber a (gene mipa). The coding region runs from base 450 to 1241 and encodes 263 amino acids. The transcript is spliced from 4 exons. Gene Ontology annotation, biological process: transmembrane transport. The record is from RefSeq and is a predicted model, not a curated record. Gene Ontology annotation, cellular component: plasma membrane. NCBI's taxonomy places the organism in Eukaryota, Metazoa, Chordata, Actinopteri, Salmoniformes, Salmonidae. Gene Ontology annotation, molecular function: water channel activity.